Brenthis ino (lesser marbled fritillary) is the source of this 3795-nucleotide messenger RNA. NCBI's taxonomy places the organism in Eukaryota, Metazoa, Arthropoda, Insecta, Lepidoptera, Nymphalidae. The record is from the annotation of a GenBank genome assembly.
AUGAGCAGCAAUUCACUAUUGUUUUCGAUAAAUAACGAAGGCAAAGUCUAUGCUCUAUCAACAAGUGGAUCAUGUUGGAGAGAGUUUAUGUAUCUUGGAUUAGAGUUUAAAACACUAUCAGCUGUGCCUCAUUUUUUAUGGGCAGUGGGUGGAGAUCGCCAGAUCUACUUACACGUUCACGGUUUAGAAAUACCUAUAAGAGUAAAAGAAGAAUCUUAUGAAAAUGAGAGAUGGCUUCCAUUAGAAGGUUUCAGUGGAAGGCUACUGCCUACAGAUCGUUAUCAUUUUUCAUCACAGGAUGGGACAAAAGAUCGAUCUAUUGAUUGUAUUAGAUUACCUUCAAUGGCAUGGCAAUGGGAAGGAGAUUGGCAGCUAGAACUCACUUUAGAUGGUCAACCAUUAGAUCAUGAUGGUUGGACGUAUGCUGUUGAUUUCCCUGCACAGUUUGGCACUGUUAAACAGUGGAAGUCAUGUGUAAGAAGAAGAAAAUGGAUUAGAUACAGAAAAUUUAGUGCAUUGAAUUCUUGGUGCGCUAUAGCACCACUUCAUAAAGAUCCCACUCAAGAGCCUUUUAUAGAUAUAAGUAUAGGUGGAUAUCAAAUACCUUAUGCUGCCGCUGGCACUUUAUCAGUUUGGGCUAUUACAGCCCAUGGUCGAGUUAUGUAUAGAGCUGGUGUUAGUACUACAUCCCCUGAAGGAUUAAAAUGGAUCAAUGUAAGCAUUCCACCUAACUGUGAUAUAAAGCAAAUUUCUGUUGGCCCCACAGGACUAGUAUGGGCAUUGCUAUGGACAGGAAGAGCAAUAGUAAGAAAAGGUAUUACUAAAGACUGCCCAACUGGAGAUUCAUGGCUAGAAGUAAAAUCUCCUGCAGAAACUAAAUUAACUGUUGUGUCUGUAGGAUACAAUGCAGUCUGGUCUGUAAGUUCUGACACUAGGGUUUGGUUUAGAAAAGGUAUAGAAGGAUGUUCAGCAGGUAAUUCUGAAACUUCUGCAAUGGGUACUGGUUGGUUAGAGAUUAAUGGUAACAUGAUACAUAUUUCUGUAGGAAUAAAUGACCAAGUAUUUGCUAUUGGUGAAACUAAUAAAAGCAUUUAUUGGCGUAGUGGAAUAACUCCAGCUGAACUCACUGGAAAGAGAUGGAGAGUAGUUCAAGCAAAUAUGCAGUUAAGUCGUACUUCAAGCUCAACUAGUAUAAUUUCAUCUACAUCUAAUCCAAAACAUCAUAGUCUUAGUUUAUUAAAUGAAAAUACUGUAGAAUUAAAAACAACAAUUAAUUUACGCAAUUCUUGGGAAGAAUCACACUCUGCACCUAUUGAAAAUACUUUGCCUUUGAAGCCAUCAAAGGAAUUGCGCCCCAUAAAAAAUACGAAUAUAGAAACAAUUGAUUUAUCUGGAAAAAGUUAUGAAACCACAUUAAAAAAUCCAAGAGCUUGGAGUCCAGUAAGAAGUGUUGGCUCAGUUGUUGGUAUGGAAGCUCAACCUGAUAGUGACAGUAGUGUAUUCGAUGUUGAUUCUGGAAUGUAUUUCGACGAGGAGGUCAGCCAAACAGCUUGGGGUACAUGUGAUGCUACAUGGACAUUUAUAGAAGCUGGUGCUUGUUCUAUUGACAGUGUUCAAGUACCCCAUUGGUUCACAGAUUCUAAAAAUGGUCACAAUUCUGAUAUUACAGCUAAAUGGAGGUUCGAUAUACUAGAUUGUUUAAAAGCUAGAAAUAGCUUAAAUAUUGAUCUCACUAAUUUUGGAUUAGCUAUUGAAGAAAAAGGUUGGACUCGAAGCUCUGAAGCAAGAUUAGUUUGUGAAAAUAAUUCUAGUGAAGAUUGUAUAAUAUCUCUUUAUUGGCAUGCUUCAGAAAAUGCUGGCACUCUUUCAGUAUUCCAGCCUGAUGGGACUAUAAAAUUUAUAUUGAAUCUUGGUGAAAUAACUAGUAUAAUGACUUCAUCAGAACCAGGUUGUCCUAGACUCACAUUGACAAUCCCACACCAAAAUCAAAAGAUUAUAAAAAUUCAGUACUCGUCUGAAAUGGAACAAGAAGAAUGGCUCAAUGUUAUUGUUGAUAUUACUUCACAAAUUAACUCUUUAUCGGGUAAGCCAUCUGAUCGUUCAGUGUGGAUGAUAACUAAUUCAAGUGAUGUUCUCAAUUGGGAUCCCACACCAACCAAACAUAAUGCAGAAAAGAAUGGCAGUUAUACAAAAGAAUUUCAAGUAUUUGGAAAAGAUAUAUUAAAUGGUUUUACAACUACUUUAGAUAAUAACUAUCCUCCUGGGAGUGUUUUAAAUAUGACAGGGUGUUUGUAUGAUGAGAUCACUAGAUUUCAUAUUAAUUUGCAAUGUCCAGAAGUUCAAAAACAAAGGCACAAAAUUGAACAAGAAGUAGUAGAUGUGCCAUUACAUUUCAAUGUGAGAUUUGAUGAAUCAGUAGUGGUUUGUAAUACAAAGAAAGCAGGUCACUGGGGUACCGAGGAGCGUCAUAUGCUUCCCUUAAAAGCAGGCCAAGAAUUUUCAAUUAAAAUAAUAUGUGAUAACCUUGGAUUCAUUAUCCAUGUCAAUAAUACACACUUUUGCUCCUUUAAACAUAGAUUAAAUCCUGAAAGUAUAACAUCUGUUUUGAUAUUGGGUCCUUUAAAAUUAUAUACAUUGGAUUAUAGUUCAACUAAUGCUAUUAUUGGACCUGAUGAAAUGAUUUGGCGAAUGAUGGGAGGACAUUUACGAAAAGUUGAAAGUUGCCAAAAUGGAGUAGUUUGGGGAAUAACACAUGAUCAUAGGGUAUGGGUUUACACUGGAGGCUGGGGUGGUGGAGUACUUAAAGGGAUUGGUGGUAAUGAAGGCAUUCAUUCAAUGAGUGAUACUCAAACUUAUUGUAUCUAUGAAAAUCAACGAUGGAAUCCUUUAUCUGGAUAUACUUCCACUGGCCUUCCAACUGAUAGAUAUAUGUGGAGCGAUAUAACUGGCAAACAUAAAAGAACAAGAGAACAUACAAAACUACUUAGCCGACAUUGGCAUUGGAUCUCGGAGUGGAUGGUUGACUACAAUACCCCAGGUGGAGUGGAUAGUGAAGGUUGGCAGUACGCUACAGAUUUCCCAGCUCCAUAUCAUGGAAAGAAAGUGUUUACAGAUUGUGUACGUCGUCGUCGGUGGUACAGGAAGGCUCAAAUUAUAACCGAAGGUCCAUGGGUGCGUGCGGGCAGUACAGCUCUACUCGAUAUAUCGUUAUGGGCGGAUGAUAAAGAAGUUUCAGUAUGGGCUAUUACGUUAGGUGGAGACGCGAUUUAUAGAACUGGAGUAACAGUUAACUCCCCAGGGGGUUUACACUGGGAGCACAUAAAUAGCCCUCAUUCACUUGUUGCGAUAAGCAUUUACAGUAAUUUGAUAUGGGCUGUAGGGCGGAAGGGCGAAUUGUAUUAUAGAGAAGGAGUAACCAAAGAAAAUCCUAGUGGCUCAAAUUGGAAACUUAUUGAAGCACCGAAAUGCACUUUUCCAAUGACGCAAAAGGGUGGUGUCAGUGCUAAAUUGGUGUCGCUCACGCAAAAUGCUGCUUGGGUUAUACUCACCAACGGUAUAGUUGCUGUAAGAACGGAUGUUUCUAAGAAUUUACAUGAAGGAAAACAAUGGAAAUAUUUAACAGAUUGUGAGAUACCAUUUAAGCACGUGUCAUGUAUUGAACAAGAAGUGUGGGCAGUGAGAGGCGACGGCAGUCUGCACCGGCGCCUCGGCGUGACUGUCGACAACGUGGCCGGCAUCGCGUGGCAGCCCGUGCACUGCGGCCCGCUCGUACACGUCACAGCUAGAGCUUGCUCC